Molecule: messenger RNA, 469 nt
Organism: Adelges cooleyi (spruce gall adelgid)
Lineage: Eukaryota; Metazoa; Arthropoda; Insecta; Hemiptera; Adelgidae
Exons: 3
Coding region: 122-469 (115 amino acids)
Source: RefSeq, a predicted model, not a curated record
AUCGUGAGGGUUAUUUAUGCAUUAUUAACCAUUAUUUCUGAAUUUUUCUGAUUUUUUAUAUCGUGACUUGUGUACUUACCUAAAUUUAAUUUCAUCGGAAAAAAAAACCGUUUUAUCGGUCAUGGCGUUCCGUUUCGCUAACAUUUUCAAACUUAAUUCACAUCUAAAACCAGUACAACAUCAAACAUUGAUUCGCGGGAAGAGCAAACAAGCAGAGAGUAAAACUGAAGGCAAAACUAGUUGUCAACAAUAUCCAUACGUGUUUCAGACAAUGGACGAUAUGCCGGUUCCGUGUGGAAGUUGGAAAGAACAUAACUGCCAACGAAACAAUUACUACAACAAAGUUUUGGCAUUUGGGUUCGUUUCUUUGGCAGCAGCCCUUUACGUUCUAAAGAAGAAUGUAUUUUCCAACUGUACAGUGCCACCGUAUCCAUUUGAUAAUAACCGUGAAGAAUCAGAAGAUGAUUAA